This is a messenger RNA of Patella vulgata (common limpet), 10132 nucleotides long. Its product is annotated as neuronal PAS domain-containing protein 2. Gene Ontology annotation, biological process: regulation of transcription by RNA polymerase II. The transcript has 13 exons. Lineage: Eukaryota; Metazoa; Mollusca; Gastropoda; Patellidae. Gene Ontology annotation, cellular component: nucleus; transcription regulator complex; aryl hydrocarbon receptor complex. Gene Ontology annotation, molecular function: protein dimerization activity; DNA-binding transcription factor activity, RNA polymerase II-specific; RNA polymerase II cis-regulatory region sequence-specific DNA binding. Bases 559 to 3297 code for a protein of 912 amino acids. The record is from RefSeq and is a predicted model, not a curated record.
ACAAUGUCGGACGCCUGUCAUCGUAGUGUAGUUUAUCAGACGUUUGUGUUAAGUUCUUACCGUUAAUUAACGAUGACAUCAGUCAUGCUUUGUCCAGGUGCAUUGGAGUAGGUUGGGAAUCGAUAAAUUCGUUGACACUGUGAUCAAAUUAUCGGGUUUUAAAUGGAAAAUGAUCAGUUUAAGUUGUGCUUACACUAAUGCUACUUACUCUGUGUCGCUAUCUUUAUCAAGUUAUGGAAUCGAAUGCAAAUGUGAUAGUUAAUUUAUACGGAGCAGCAUCAUGUCUGAAUUCUUCGCUGUCGCAUUAGUUUAAAACAACAAUAAUCAAGUUAACGCGACGACGAAUUCACUCAUCCAUUCGUUAUUCUCUCAGCUAUCAUUCGGAUCUUAGUCCCCUUCACCUCCAGCGACUGUAAUAAUAAUAGGUGUCGCUAGUUAUGACGAGGUGGCUAUUUUUAGAUUUACCGUAGAUUCUAAUCGGGAGUAGAAUUGGGUUAGUCUUGUUCUGACAUGGUCGCUGGAUACCGCUGUUAACUGUUUUGUGACAUAGAUUCUUAGAUGUUAAUACAUUACUGUGUCAAGGUGUCGAGUAAAAUGGAGCACGAUAGAAAUAUUAGAAAUGGAUUAAUAGCGAUGCCGCAGAAGAAAUUGUCACGGAAUGUAUGUGAAAAGAUUCGGAGAGAUCGACUCAACGCGCUGAUACAAGAGUUAGCGAAAGAAGUUCCUAUUAUUGCCUCCUGUCAGAAAAAACUUGACAAAUCCAGUAUUCUUCGUCUAACAGUGGCUCAUUUAAAAAUACAUUUUGGUCUGAAAAAAAUGAAAAUGUCCCAAAAUUCUUGGAGACCAGAUACACAGGGAACGGAUAACUGGGGUCAAGUCUUAGAGGAGGCUGUUGAUGGGUUUUUAUUAGUAGUAUGUAAAAAAGGAACUAUUAUAUUAUUAUCAGAGGCUGUAGGACAGUUACUAGGCCAUAAUCAGUUUGAUUUGAUUGGAAAAGACAUCGAGAGUAUCAUUCAUCCAGACGACCGCAAAUUAUUUUUAGCUCAAUUUUCUCCACGCUGCUCUUCCUCAGGUUCAGAUAAUGGAGUUAGUACUCGAUCGUUUUAUGUACGUUUUUUAAACGUCAACUGUCGAGAUGAUGCUUCGUAUACCAUGAUACACAUCAAAGGGCAGUUACAGGAAAUGUCAUUAUUAGCACGAGAUUCAAGCACAGGUAACGAGAAAGAUGUGUGGUUAACAGGUUGCGGACGUUUAGUAAAAAACGAAACCAUAACAAACAUAUCAUUGAUGGAUCCCGCGAAAGAUGAGUGGAUAACUCAACAUGCCUUAGAUGGUAAAAUACUGUACACUGAUCCAAGAAUUAGCCAAGUGACGGGAUUAAUGCCUGAUGAACAUUUUGGAUCAUCAGUUUACGUUCAUAUAUUACCCGAUGAUCUCGAUAUAGUUGGACGUAGUCAUCAGAAAAUUAUGAUAGAGGGGGAAAUACCGAGUACUGUCUUCCGUCUCCAUACCAAGUCUCAAGCAAUAGAGUAUGUUGAAUCAAAGUCGUGUAUGGCUCGGGAUAAGUGGACCAAUCAACCAAAGUUCAUCGUCAGUCUUAACACUAAAUUAAGUCUGGAAGAAGGAAUUCAGAAAUUAGAAAGACAAAGACAGGCCUGUCCAGCGAUAAGUUCCAGUGAAGCCGAGGAACUGUUGUCCGACAUCAUAAAAAAUGCUUCUGAUCUGACAAACGGUGAUGCGACAAAGGAGGCAAUCAGUGCAUCGGCUUCGGACAAUGUUAAUUCCUUCGCGUUCACUGAUCACGGUGAUGUCUUAAUGGGAACUAUGAACCUGAAUCAACCAUAUUUUAGCGAAUAUAAUAGCGUAGAUAGUCCAAAUAUGGCGCAAAAUACCUCCUCCAAUCAGCAGGAUUCUGAUCUAGUCCAUCAUCAAACCACGAACAUGUCUUCAACUAGUUUAGUAGAAUUUCCCGAUCUCAGCAAUAUACGUUUAGCGACGAUCAACGCGACAACACACAUGGAUAUUACUACUCACAACGAAUCAAACAUGACCACAUUUAACAACAACUCUUCAUUUUUCCCCAUCGACGAGUCCACUGAUUUUUUGGACUGUGAUCUAACAGACGUGUCUGUCGACAAUAUCUCAACCGAUACCAGCAUGCACAGCGCACCAGAAGACUUUCAUAUCGUGAAAAACUCAGUGGUUUCUAACUCUAGUGAUAUAUAUGCCACACCGCAUUCUUUAUCGUCAAAUCAAAGGACCAUGAGUAGCUUUUAUCAAGCACCUGACGUACCUCCUAUGAACUCUAGUCCUACAUUUCAAGGUCGACCAUCAAUUUUGGCAGAAAUUUUGAAUAGAAAACCAGCGUCCCAACAUUCCAGCAUGGAUUACACAACCGGUUCUUCUUCUUCAUCUUACAACACGACAGGUUCAUCUUCAUCUUACAACACGACAGGUUCAUCUUCAUCUUACAACACGACUGGUUCAUCUUCAUCAUACAACACGACUGGUUCAGCGACGAUGUUUGGGUAUCCCCAAUCAGGUAAUACCUGUGACACCCAAUAUUCUGGAGGUGCCUACUCGUCUGUUUGGUCCGACAGCAGUAGUUCAGUUUCAGCUGGUUCACCUCAACCCAGUCUAUAUACAGUCUGUAGUUCACCAUCCGUUUAUACCAUGGAACAAUCACCCAGUGAGUCAGGCGACACCAAUACCAGUAAUGGACAUUUUGAUGAAUUCCGAGUUUUUUCUGAUCAAUUACAACGUAAGCACGAAGAAAUUGAGCAUUGUUUGUUGAUUCAAGCAGCAGAAAUAACAAAGUUAGACACAAUUCUACGAAACACAGCUCAGUAUAAAGAUUCCCCACCAUAUCAGAAAUUACAGCAGCGCUUAAUAGAAAUCAAGGCUAAUCAACGUGCUAUGGAGAUUGAACUUCUACAGUUGAAAAGGGAUGUUAAUGAAACUAACGAGCAUUUACCACAUUCCACCAAUCAACAUCUAGCACCCUUGUCUCCUGACAGCACCUCAUUGAUGUCAAUCAGCGAAUCAAAUUCUAUAAAUGGUCACAUGAUUUCGUCGCCACGCACUCCAAGUAGUCCAGAUUCCCUUCAAUCGAUCCCAAAAGGCAGCUCAUCAUCGUCAGAUAUACAGUGUGUUCCAGAUGACCCGAUAUCGGCAGUGUGUGAUGGAUAUCGUAAAUUAACCGCUAAGGAGCGAGUCGAGCGUAUUAAAAAAGCAAUGGAAAAAAUCCCCGCACCCGUGGAAGGCAUUCAACCAAAACAUAAACUGUUUUCAUUGUGAUUCAUUGAAACAUAGUGUGAUACAACCGUUUUAUACAGAGUUAUGGCCCUUGAGUAUUGAGCGUAAUACAACUAUUUUAUACAUAGUUAUGACCCUUGAUUAGAUAUUGAGUGUGAAGUGUGAUAUAAUGGUUAUACAGAGUUAUGGCCCUUGAUUAAGUAGAUUCGAGUAAGAUGUAGCUAGCUGUUUAUUACAGAGUUGUGGCCCUUGAUGUAGUAGUUUUGGGCAAAAUGCGCUGUUUAUUACAGAGUUGCAGCCCUUGAUUAGGUAGUGACACAGCUGAUUAAUACAGUAGCAUGAGUGUGAUGUGACAGUUUACUACAAUUGUGACUCUUGAUUAAGUAGUGAUACAGAGUAAUGGCCCUUGAUAAAGUAGUGAUACAGUUGUGUUAUACAGAGUUAUGGCCCUUGAUUAAACAGUGAUACAACUGUUUUAUACAGAGUUAUGGCCCUUGAUUAAGUAGUGAUAAAGCUGUGUUAUACAGAGUUACAACCCUUGAUUUUGUAGUUUGAACAGAUAAUAAAAGUUUCAGUUGACUUGAAACAAAGAACAGGACCAAAAUAUAAACAUGUGUUUUCAGUGUUUUGUAUCUGUUUUAGUAAGAGUUACAGCCCUUGAAACAAUAAAAGAAGUGACUGAAGUCCAGGACCAAAAUAUAAACUGUGUAUAUUCAGUGUGAUAUGACUGUUUUGUGCAGAGUUGCGGUUCUUGAUUAAGUAUUAUAAGACUUAUUAUGAAUGAAAUAGUACCAGAACUAAUACUUAUUCACUAUUCAUAGAUUGUUUUUUUUUUCAUUAACUGUGGGCUCAUUUGGAAUAACUUCCAUGACACUUUAAUUAUGAACAAUCCCUGUGAAAAAAAUAUUUAUUUGUGUUCGUGACAGAACUUUUGACCACAGAAGUAGGUCAGCCAAAUGAUUUAAUGAAAUGGGACGAAGGACAGAGUUUCCAAUAUCAGGGACAUGCCUGGAAGUUUUAAAAUUUGCGAGAGUGGUGUUUUGCUCUUGAGAAAGCUCAGAUAAUACUUGUGGAAGUUCUAGAGGCUGAAGUUGUCUCAUCAUACUGACUUUAAGUGGAUGCACAGUGUCUAUGUUAAUGAGAGGUAGAAUCCUAUUGAUUUUCAACAAUGUUUGUAAUUAACUAUUUCUCAUAAUUACUUGAUGGAUUAUUGCCCUUGACAGGUUUUAAUGUCUUGUAAAUGCUCCCAUUACCUACAAAAGAAAAGAAAAGGGAGACAACAUUGCUCAAAUCACUUGUGUGUAAUUUUUGUUGCCGGACAACCUAUAUUUUAUAUAAGCUGUGAAUAUUUACAGGGGUCAAAAUCAAAAUAUUAAAAAAAACCUUAAAUACCCAUUUUGAAUAUCAAACCACAUUUAAUCAAUGAUUAAAUACAAUAGAUCACAUGUAUUUAUUAAAAUUUGAAGAGCCCCGGGGAAGAACGAUCUAAGUCACUUUUUCAACGAACUUCAGUUAAUGGCGCCAUCUGAUAGCAAAUUGUAUAAGCUUUCUGUGGAACAAUCAAUUUCAGGUAAAAACGAUCAGAGUCACAUCAAACCAAGGCCCUUCUGAAAUGGCCUCCCGGACAAAUACAAGUCCAUCGUAUUUAUUUGACCUUAAUUUGGCUGAAAAGUGUAAGUCAGUUGUUGUACUGGUAAUUAUGAUUCGUAUUAAACAUCAUUUUGAAGUUGUAACUAAACCCACUCGUUGUUCUGUUCGCAUCAAGCAUUCUCGUCCAAAAGUCUGUUUUGCCUUUUAUGCAAAAAGACAAAAAUGUGACUUAGAUCGUUCUUCCCCUGGACUCUUCAUUUGUUUUUAAAAUUUAAUUUAAUCUGAGAAUAAUAAAAUUAAGGUCUUUAUAAAGUUUAACUAUAAUAAUUACCUACUUAUAAGGUAAACAUUUUUUUGUUUUUUUUAAUUCUGAGAAUCAAGGUCUUUUUAUAAUUUUAAACCAGUUCUUAAAUUUAACCAGGAUCUUAUAAUGGGGUCGAUUUUCUAAUCCACAAAUAUUUACUUAAUCAGAUUAAAAUACAGAUGUAUAUUUCGUUUCGUUUGUUUAUACUUUAGAUGGCCUACACUACAUCAAGAUCUGACCAGUUGUACUGGGAGGUCGUGUCAGGGAAUCAUACGGGUGGCGUUUUGCCCUUUGACGUCAGACAUUUGUUUAACCAAUUAGCAUUGAUGUUACUAGUGGAUUUAUCAGUUUCUUGCAAAACAUGCCUGUAACUCGCUGUAGCAGACCAUUUCAUUGGCUAAUCCCUCACACCAUCCAGAACACGUCAAUGAUAACAACUCUUCCAGAUCCUAGUGUAGUAAAGACAAGUAAAACGAAAUUUUGAACUAUAAAAACGAAACGAAAUAGGAUCUAUAUCUUGCUAAUAUUAUUCUAAACAUCACCCAAAUAAAUAAGUAUGUGUUAUAGUUUAUUGCUCUUUCCAAUUACUUAAUGUCUUUAUAAUAUUAUUGAUUAAUUUACAUCAAGUUUCAUAUUGAUGCCUACACAAAAAGUUCUGGGUGCCUUAAUCCAACAGAAAGAGCGUAAUGGAUGCCUUGAAACCAAAAGCCUUACCUGAUAUGGUUUUAUAGCCAAUGGUAGCCUUGAACACAAAAUAUUCCUUGUUUAUAUGAUAACUACGGCCUUAUAACCAUAUCUUAACGAUACAUUAUAGGCGAUUAGAUAAAAAGAGCUGGUAGUUCUCACUAUUAUAGUUAAAAACUAAAUAAUGUAAGGGGAAUUUGCUGAAAAUUUCAGUCAAACUUAUCCACUCUGAACCGAGUAUUUAGCUAUUGAAUUUUUGGCCUAACCUCGAUCAUCAUUACUAAAGUCGUUACGAUAGAAAAACAUAGUCUCGAUUAUCCAUUUUUUGAUUCAAUCAGAAGUAGCAGACCACGUUCCAAUCCAGUAAAUAUCGCAGGCUAGCGAUGCCAUCGAGAGAUGCUUAUGGUCUGGAUAAUUUAAUAAAUAUCUAAUUAAUAAUUUAGAUAACAUUUUAGACCUAAAGUUAGACCUGCAAUUGUCAGAUUUAGCUCUUGCAUAAUGUAUGUUUAAAGAUACAUUAUGGGAGAUUAGAUAAAGAGCUGACAGUUUUCACUAUAAUAGUUAAAAACUAGAUGGUGUAAAUGAAUCAUGCUGAAAAUGUCAGUCAAAUUGCUUCACUCUAAGCCGAGAAAACCCUAUUUUAAAAUCCUGUAGCCUCGAUUGUCAUUGUUACUGCUGUUACGAUAAUUAACAAAGUCUCGUCUCGAUUAUCCAUUUUUGCGUUUAAUCAAUAACAGAAGUUGAGCAGCAGAUCGGAUUCAAAUCCAAAGAAAAUACGACACAUAAGAUGACAGGGAGAUUUGAUUAUGGUCUUGUUUUGUUAAUAAAUGUCUAAUUAAUAGUUUAUAUAUCAUUUCCAGCCUAAAGAAAGACCUGCAAUAGGCAGAUUUACAUCUUGCAUAAUAUAUGUUUAAUAUUUGAACAAUAAUUCAACAUUUUCAUUGGCCAAGAAUUUAAAUACUAAUACAAGUUAUACCUUUUAACCAAUGAAAAGGCAUCAUUUGUUAAAUAUUUCAGUUGUAAAUUUUGUGAGUAUAGGGUUAAUAAAGUGACUUCUUGGGUAAGUGUUCGCUCAAUCCAUUAAUUUUCAGUGCACACUUCAAGGCACUAUCCUAAAUGAUAAGGCCAGCUUAAUGUUUCGUCAUAGGUCACGAGAUGUAAACAGGGCUAUAGCGCUAAUCCCAAACCUUAUCCUAACCCUGGACUUAGCCCCAAUGCUUACUUACAUUGUACAUGAACUCAAACCCUAACCUACAAUCUCGCCAACAAUCACGUUCCCUAACCUUAUUUACAUCUCAGUGACCUUGACAAAAAUUGAACUGGCCUUAACAAAUAGAUUUAGCUGAAAAAGGACGUUACUCAGUUGUUGUCGUCGUUGAAGAUGACGGAUCCACGCCACCCGAUUCUGAAAUAACCUCGAGUCGAAUCGGGAGUAAUUACUGACAGCCCUAAACAUCGUAACCACCUGUUAUUAUUAAUAUAUAUGUUGUUGAUUAAUAUAUAAUAAUGUCUCUUUGUUGUUAAUUAUAAGUGGCCUUAAUGUUUGUCAAAAUUUUUAAAUGUUGUUUUUGUUGAUUGUUUACUUUAAAUUCUAUAAAUUGUAUUAAAAUAUUCUAUUUUAUUUAAUGAAAUGUAUCUUGUCUAUCUCAGGCUAUAUCACGUAAACAAGUUUCACAAAUUCUAUAAAUUUUAUGUGAAAUAUUAAAUCUAGUGUGUCUGAAAAUCAAUUAUUUUAAUUAUUAAAUGUUGAUCGUUUAAAAUUAAUAGAGACUUUGGGCAAUAGUAAAUUCCUGGUCCGUAUCAUGUAUCCAUAUCGAUAUUGUGUGUGACGUCAUCAAUACGUGUGUAUUUCUCAUACGUCAUUCGACAGCACGUAUCGAACAGCAUUUAUACAGAAAAGGUCCGUAUAACAUCGUCGUCUUUUUACCGUAUUUUUGCUACUUUUAGAAGUUGAAAUGUUGUAUCAUAGCGUUUGUAUGAACCUAUGUGUAUCCAAGAACACGAAGGGUUAUAUUUUAUAUGAUUUUAACCAUGAUAAAGACUGGAAGUUAAUCAUUAUUUUUACGGAAUUAUCAUAUUUUUCUAGUUUGUCUACAUGCUGGUUGAUCAACAUGCUAAAUUUAGGGAGGUGGGACCUUGCAAAUCUGUAAAAGGGGUAUGUAUAUACUUUCUGAAAUGAUACAUUAGUGAAACCAAAAGUUGCUGUCGAAUGGAAGUCGACAAUUUUUAAUAAGAUUCGACACUCCUUUCAGGAAUUUGUAGGCUAGGCACUUGACUACUACUGAUGUUGAUCUUGGUAGAUAACUGCCAUAAUGCUGUAAUAGAACCAUAAAGCUCAGCUCAGCUACCCAUACGUAUGCGACGCAAAAAUCUGCCAAUACUCAAAAAAUACAUUGACGCAACGUAUCCAUGACGAUACGGAUACGUGAUAUGGAUGGGAAAAAUUCCGCUUGCGAAAAGUCCCUAAGAUCUCGUCUAUCUCAGGCUGUUGCGUAAACAAGUUUCGUAUUGAAUUCUGUAAAAUUUAAUAAAUAUAUUUAAGUCAAUUAUAAUAAUAUUUAAAUAUUGAAUUUAUUUUAGUAAUAUAUAUAUAUUAUCUUUUUAUCAGGCUGAAAAAUGUCUGCGAUACCAGAGUUUAAUCAGCCUAGAACCGAUAUUGCUGUAAGAGAGAGCGAAAGAGAAAUGGGGUUGAAGGUCCAUUCGACACAAACUAGAUCAUUUUGAGACUAACCUAUGGUUCAGUUUUAUUUCAAUAAUUCGCUUGCACGUGGUUUCUAAUCCCCGGUUGUACGUGACAAGGAGUAGGGUCGCCUGUCCAACCUCGUGGGUUUUCUCCUGAUCCUCCCACUGCUAAAGAUCCCUACGCACAAGCGAAUUAUUGAAAUAAUUAGUCCCGAAAUGACCGGGUUUGUGUCCAAUGAAGGUUAAACCCAUCUCUCUCUCUCUCUCUACCUCUCUCUUGCGCCAUUUUGUUAAUUUGCAUAAUAUUUUGGAUUUAGGCCCAAAACGGGUAGUUUUCUUGGAGACAUAGUCUGUAAUCCAGAAUCUGACUAUGGUUCUGUAGAAAUGUUUGAGUUGGGAGAAUUUUUUUGUAGAAAUGUUUAGUGGGCGCCGAAGUAAAUAUUUUGAACUUUUAGAGCUUUUUUCGUGUUGUCACUUAAAAAUUUGGUAUUAUUUUCAUGAAAAAUUAAUAAAAGUUUAAUAAUAAAUAUAUUUUUUGCUUUAGUACGCAUAGACAGCUUCAUUCUGACCUUUAUUUCAUAAACAUUGAUAGAAAACUAACAGGUAGAAUAAAAUUGAAAUAACGUUGGUGGCCAUCUUUGAUGAAGUCAAAGGGGAAUAACCUACGACGUGGUGAGUGUCCACUCAAGUCCAAAUUACUGACUAAAGCCACCUACUAUACAUUUUUUCAAAAAAAUUCUCCUUACUCAAACUUUCCUACAUAUCCAUUGUCAGAUCCAGGACUAUUGGUCUAUUAAGAUACAUGUAUUAAUUGGCUGUUUGUUUUGAAUAGGGAGUGGGGUGGUCGAAGAUCUUAUAUCAAAUAAAAUUUUACGUGGGGGAUUUCGCGGAUAUUUUUUUGUUCAGGUAGAUUUAUAUUUGCCAAAAAAGUUUACAAAAUGAACUACGACAGAUGAUCAAGAAUCAGAUUUCCUAUUUAAAUAACAGUUGAAGGGUUCUUGUAUUUUUUGCCUUGUAAUUUAGACCAAUAAAACAAAAAGAAUAUAGCUAGUUUACCUGUUCCUAGAGAGAAAUGGCAGGAAAUUAAAAAUCAUUGUUUGAAAAAAAUAAAAAAGCCUUGUGAAUUGAUCAAUUUUAACUAAGAUUUUAUUGUAAAUGCUCUGAAAGUCUGUCAUUGCCAUCUAUGAUAUACGCUCUGAAAGUCUGUCUUUACCAUCUAUGCUAGAGUAUUGUAUACGCUCUGAAAGUCUGUCAUUGCCAUCUAUUCUAGAGCAUUGUAUAUCCGCCGAAAGUCUAUCUUUGCCAUAUAUCCUCUGAAAGCCUGUCUGUCACAUCGAUUUUAGACUUUUGUGUUCGAUCUGAAAGUCUGUCUUUGCCAUCUAUUCUAGAGUAUUGUGUUUGGUCUGAAAGUCAGUUAUUGCCCUCUAUUCUAGAGUAAUGGGCCUUUAAGUAUUGUCAUAUGGUUUCUAUGGUUACCACGUCAUAAUAAUCUUGUAUAAAUCAUACCAGAGACAUUAUAAUUCAUCAUGAAAUGUGAUCAUACAUUGGGUAAUUUAUCCACAUUCUGUUGUAAGUUAUAAAUAUAUUUAAAAUAUAAAAAUAAAAUCAUUGUUUUUC